Vombatus ursinus (common wombat) is the source of this 3047-nucleotide messenger RNA. RefSeq names its product lanosterol 14-alpha demethylase. NCBI's taxonomy places the organism in Eukaryota, Metazoa, Chordata, Mammalia, Diprotodontia, Vombatidae. The transcript has 10 exons. The coding region runs from base 99 to 1664 and encodes 521 amino acids. The record is from RefSeq and is a predicted model, not a curated record. Gene Ontology annotation, molecular function: heme binding; oxidoreductase activity, acting on paired donors, with incorporation or reduction of molecular oxygen; monooxygenase activity.
CGGCCGUCGCCGCCGCCCCCUACCCGGGCUCCAUCCCGGUGGUGCCAUCCGACGGUCCAUCUGUGGUGCUCGGCGGUAGCUGCAGCGGCGGCGGCGCGAUGGCGACCCGGGCCUCCAGGUCUCUCUGGUGGGCUGUAGGAGCGGCCACGGCAGGCUCGGCGGCGGCGGCGGGCAUGGCCGUGCUCGGGAUGCUGGAGGGCGCCGCGGAGGCGGUGACGGGCGGCGGGCGGCUGUCGGCUGCGCUGGCCGCGUGCGUCUGCACGCUCAGCCUGGCCUACCUGCUGCGCCGCGGCCUGGGCCACCCGAAGCAGCCGGCUGGAGAAGGGAAAUGUCCACCCUACAUUUUCUCUCCUAUUCCUUUCCUUGGACAUGCAAUAGCAUUUGGGAAAAGUCCUAUUGAGUUUCUGGAAAAUGCGUAUGAGAAGUAUGGCCCUGUAUUUAGUUUUACGAUGGUGGGCAAGAAGUUUACGUACCUCCUUGGCAGCGAUGCUGCUGCCCUGCUGUUCAACAGCAAGAAUGAAGAUCUGAAUGCAGAAGACGUUUACAGCCGGCUCACAACACCAGUCUUUGGAAAAGGAGUUGCUUAUGAUGUGCCAAACCCAGUAUUCUUGGAACAAAAGAAAAUGUUAAAAACUGGCCUUAAUAUAGCCCAUUUUAAACAACAUGUUUUGAUAAUUGAAAAAGAAACAAGGGAAUACUUUGAAAGCUGGGGAGAAAGUGGAGAAAAAAAUUUGUUUGAAGCCCUUUCUGAGCUCAUCAUUCUCACGGCGAGCCACUGUUUACAUGGAAAAGAGAUCAGAAGCCAGCUGAACGAAAAAGUGGCCCAGCUCUACGCAGACCUGGAUGGAGGCUUUAGCCAUGCUGCCUGGCUCCUGCCAGGCUGGUUGCCUUUGCCCAGUUUCAGGCGCCGGGACCAAGCACAUCGAGCAAUCAAAAACAUUUUCUGUGAGGCGAUCUGGAAACGUAGGAAGUCCAAAGAAAAAAUUGAUGAUAUUCUUCAAACUUUACUAGAAUCUACUUACAAGGAUGGGAGGCCUCUGACAGACGAUGAGAUUGCAGGGCUGCUGAUUGGACUUCUGUUGGCGGGGCAGCACACGUCCUCGACCACAAGUGCUUGGAUGGGCUUCUUUUUGGCCAGAGACAAAACGCUGCAGGAAAAAUGUUUCUUAGAACAGCAGAGUGUCUGCGGAGAAGAUUUGCCUCCUCUAAAUUAUGAUCAGCUCAAAGAUCUACAUUUGUUAGAUCGCUGUUUGAAAGAAACCCUAAGACUUAGACCUCCUAUAAUGACUAUGAUGAGACUGGCCAAAACCUCCCAGAUUGUAGCAGGCUAUACAAUUCCUCCAGGUCAUCAGGUGUGUGUCUCUCCUACUGUUAAUCAUAGACUUAAAGACUCUUGGAUAGAACGCUUGGACUUUAAUCCUGACCGAUACUUACAAGAUAAUCCUGCAUCGGGCGAGAAGUUUGCAUAUGUGCCUUUUGGAGCAGGUCGGCAUCGCUGCAUUGGCGAAAACUUUGCGUACGUCCAAAUUAAGACAAUCUGGUCCACUCUGCUUCGCUUGUAUGAAUUUGAUCUUGUUGAUGGAUAUUUUCCUACUGUGAAUUAUACAACUAUGAUUCACACCCCAGAUAACCCAAUAAUCAGAUACAAACGAAGAACGACAUGAAAAAAACAAGACGGGAAAACCAUGUUUGUAUGUUGUGAGGCGCUGUAUAGCAUUUGCACUGAAUGAAGUUCACAAAAUAACUUUAAAAUGUACUGGGUUUUUGGGUGUGCAAUUUCAAAAGAAAACUAGUCUAUGAAUGCUUAUGCUACAGUGGUAUUUGUUUACAUGAUUAUAAUGCCAUUCUCCAUACUUUACUUGCCAUGUGUACAUUACUGGAGUCAAGUUCAUUGAGACAUUCUAAAAUUGGGCUGAGAAAGAUCUAAUCCUCUAAACAGGAUUAAUUUUAAGGGUAGUUUUCUACUAUAAAUUCUGAGAAAAGGAUGUGUAUGUUUCAACUGGAAGGCGGGAGCCUGCCCAGGACUAUUAACAUAACGAAUGUGAAAUCCAGUAAAAUUCCAAGGAUGGAUGCAGGCUUACUCAAAUGACAUGAUGCAUUUAAAAAAAAAAUAAAUGGUGCUUUUAAAUUAGAGUAGUUGUGUUAAAUGUCUUCAUACUAUGGUCAUAUUCAGGUUACAUGUGGGAAUAGGGUUCCUCCAAAAUAUCCAAUUUCCUCCAAGUUGUGUCACUAGAAAAUCAGACAGUUCCUACCAAGGUCUGAUAAGCUUUUUGUUUUUGUUUUUGUUUUUUUGGUCUUUUAAUAUUAUAAAAAAGGAAACUAAAAUCUUUACUCUCAAAUUAUAUGUAUUUUUACAAAUUAAUUUUUAUACUUACCAGUUAUUCAUGGCUUGGAUGAUAGGUUUCAUCUUCGGUUGACACUCCCAGGAGCCUACCUGCUUCAGCAGAAUUUUGGGAAGCCCCACUCUUGUCCAAGAACAUCUCUUUGGAUUUCUGGGAGAGAAAAGGGUGCCAGAAGUUUGUCUGGUACCAAAGGUUUAUUUGUUAAUAUUUUGAAAAGGACUAGUUCCUUCCUCCUUUUAUCUAUAUCAGAAAGGAACACCUGUAUGCCUUCCCCCUGCCUCCGUCUCCCCUCCCCCCAUAGCUGUUAGAGAUAGACUGUAGUCUAAGUGUCUCCUGGGAUUAAGCCUGAUUGUUAUUCUUACUUAAAUUACCUGAAUCCAAUAAAUGUAGACGUCUGUUUUGAUUGAGGGAGAGGGAACUAAAUAUCAAACUGUAAAGGUAGAAUUGACAGAUUCAUGUAUAUGUUCUAAUUUGAAACUUUACUAGGGGUGUGUACGUAUGUAUGUGACUAUAUUGAUACUGGGUAUUUCAGUACACAAUUUGUUCUUACUAGGUAAGGCUUGAAAUAUUCCCUCCUUGAAAUAUCAUGUAUGUUCCAGUAAUGUUCUUAGUUAAAAUAGUUUUCAGGACUCAUGUUGAACUCAUUAAAUGUAAUUAAAGUUGUGCUGUUAAUUUUUCACAUUAAAAUAAUUUUGGAUAAAACAA